GUUGCACUCGCCGCCGGUAAGCAGGUUUCUGGUGUUUUCAAGAGUUUAGAUUCUUUUGUUUACCAGAUGCCACCAGGGUCCUACUACCCAAACAAGACUCCGGCGUCCCCAACUUGGUUUGCAACUCUUAGUUGGGAAAUGGAUAGUGACAAAAUCUCGCCUGGGGACACCUUCACACUUACGAUGCCUUACGUUUUCAAAUUCAUUUCCACAACCAGUACCAUAGCAUUGACAGCAGACGGCGAUACUUAUGCCACAUGUAACUUGAUAGGCGGUGAGCUUGUUGUUGCUUAUUCUUCAGUUGAAUGUACCGCUACCAAUUCAAUCAAGGAAACAGAUAACAUCAAAGAGGCAUUCGGAACUUUAAAGUUGCCGCUCGUUCUCAACACUGGAAGUUCUGCGAACUCCGUCGAUUUAGAGGCGGCAAAGGUUUUCAACCCUGGAACCAACACAGUAACUUUCAGAGAUGGCAACAAUGUUCUUUCCACUACUGCUACCUUUGAGGGUGGGAAUAACAACGGGAACAUUCCUAGCGGUUUGAAUUUUAAUACCAGAGUCCUUCCAAACUUGAAUCUUUAUGAAUUGUACCUGUUGGCAGGCGAUUGUCCAGAUGGUUAUGCUUCUGGUACUCUUGGGAUCGCUGUGGAACAAUCCAAUAUUGACUGUGAGACUGUUCAUGCUGGUAUUUCCAAUAAUCUCAACGGUUGGUUAUUUCCCAAAAGCUUUAGCAAGGACUUCCAAUUUAAGGCUACCUGUUCACCAACUGGGUACCAAAUCACAUAUUCUAACAUCCCUGCAGGCUACAGACCUUUCAUUGACAUGCUUUCUGACAAUCCUGCUGGAAGCACAGGGCUUUUUACUAGGUAUACCGAUACCUACACUUGUAAGAGCGGUAAGAAAGCCACCAAUGAUGAUGUGAGAUCUUGGGGUCGUUACCAGAACUCAGAUCCCAAUUCUAACGGUGGGAGGGUGAAGAUUAUCACUGUGACUUAUACCGGGUCAACUACCUCAGUUACAACAUUACCCUUUUCAAGUGGUGAAGGUAACACUAGAACGGUUGUUGUCGACGUUCCAGUUCCAACCACUACUAUUACUAGCACUUGGAGUGGACUGGUCACUACUUCGAUUACCCGCAGUGCCACUCCAGGGCAAACUGCAACAGUCAUUGUUGAAGUACCAUCGCCUGUUGUCACACGGACUACUGCAUGGACAGGAACUAUUACGACCACCACAACGGCCAGAGGAACUGAUGGUACGAAUACUGUUAUCAUCGAAACUCCUGUCCCAGCUACAACCUAUACU
Molecule: messenger RNA, 1302 nt
Organism: Suhomyces tanzawaensis NRRL Y-17324
Lineage: Eukaryota; Fungi; Ascomycota; Pichiomycetes; Serinales; Debaryomycetaceae
Exons: 1
Biological process (GO): cell adhesion
Cellular component (GO): fungal-type cell wall
Source: RefSeq, a predicted model, not a curated record